UUUAUCUUCCCUCGCGCACGCAGAGAGGAGGUGCACGCGCAGUGUUAGGGUUGUUGGGGUUGUUGGGGGUACUUGUGGAGGACCAUGGUGGGGGGGGAGAUGGAGGGGAAGGAGAAGCCCAGGCCCAGUCCAGACUACCUGAUGCAGCUCAUGAACGACAAGAAGCUGAUGAGCAGUCUGCCAAACUUCUGCGGCAUCUUCCAACAUCUGGAGAGACUGCUGGACGAAGAGAUCAGGCGUGUCAGGAAGGACAUGUACAACGACACGCUGAACGGCUCUGAGAGGAGCAGCGAGCUGCCGGACGCCGUCGGCCCCAUCGUCCAACUACAGGAGAAACUCUACGUCCCUGUGAAGGAGUACCCUGAUUUUAACUUCGUGGGGAGGAUCCUCGGCCCCCGCGGCCUCACGGCGAAGCAGCUGGAGGCGGAGACAGGAUGUAAGAUCAUGGUGCGAGGGAAAGGCUCCAUGAGAGACAAGAAGAAGGAGGAGCAGAACAGAGGGAAGCCGAACUGGGAGCACCUGAACGAGGAUCUGCACGUCCUCAUCACGGUGGAAGACGCUCAGAACCGAGCGGAGAUCAAACUGAAGCGAGCCGUGGAGGAAGUCAACAAGCUGCUGGUCCCCGCGGCGGAGGGAGAGGACAGUCUGAAGAAGAUGCAGCUGAUGGAGUUGGCGAUCCUGAACGGCACGUACAGAGACGCCAACAUCAAACCAUCCUCCCUUGCCUUCUCUCUUGCAGCCUCCUCUCAGAGUUCUCGUGUCCUGUCUGGUCCCGGUCCGGUUCUCGCCCCCCAGGCCGCCCUGCGUACCCCCGCCCCCGCAGGCCCCACCCUCAUGCCUCUGAUUCGUCAGAUCCAGACGGUGCUGCCCAAUGGGACGCCUCACCCGGGCGUGUCGGCUCUGAUGCCGCCGGGCGCCGAGUCGGGUCUGAUCUACGCCACGCCGUACGAUUACCCGUACGCUCUGGCGGCGCCGGCCUCCAUCUUGGAGUACCCCCUGGACUCUGGGGGGGUGCUAGGUAAGCCCGCCCCCCCCUGCUCCUGCGACUGCUCCCCAACGCCUCACCACCACCCACACGGCCAGUGGAGCCCCGCCCCCACACUGCUCCUCAGACACGCCUCCUGAGAGAGAAAACAAGCGCUCCGCCUCAUAGACACACACAC
Messenger RNA from Scomber japonicus (chub mackerel), 1163 nucleotides. Its product is annotated as protein quaking-B-like. Bases 85 to 1125 code for a protein of 346 amino acids. Gene Ontology annotation, biological process: regulation of mRNA splicing, via spliceosome. Gene Ontology annotation, cellular component: nucleus. NCBI's taxonomy places the organism in Eukaryota, Metazoa, Chordata, Actinopteri, Scombriformes, Scombridae. The record is from RefSeq and is a predicted model, not a curated record. Gene Ontology annotation, molecular function: mRNA binding. The transcript has 6 exons.